Naegleria gruberi is the source of this 3063-nucleotide messenger RNA. RefSeq lists its product as uncharacterized. The record is from RefSeq and is a predicted model, not a curated record. Bases 1 to 3063 code for a protein of 1020 amino acids. The transcript has 2 exons. NCBI's taxonomy places the organism in Eukaryota, Heterolobosea, Eutetramitea, Acrasida, Naegleriidae.
AUGCAAGCACUUCUACCACUGAGUGAAGCUCUUGGAAUUUUGCUCAACACAAAGUUUAAACAAGUCACCAAUAUAAAUUCCGAUAAACAUUCAUUGUUUCAUGCUUAUAGUUCAUGGUCCUAUUUUGUAAAAUCUAAAUUGAUUUCUGGUGGAGAGAGUACUGAUUAUGAAACAAUUUUAAAUGACAAACAAUACGGAAUUAUUUUCAUCUUGUUGGAUAAUUUAGUUGAAAAAUCGUCAACUCUCAAAUAUCAACAUAGUUUUCAAUUAUUGUGUGAUUGUUUUUAUAAUGAUGAAUCUAUUAAUGAUUUCGUAUUUGGAUUAUUUAUUCAUAUUUUAAAAAAGAAACCUGAAGAUGAAUCUGCUACAAGAAUUCAACAAUAUAAAUAUUCUAUAUGUAGAUUUAUUACAGAGUUCAUAUUGGAAAAAGAGUUCGAAAAAGAGGAUAAACCUAAGUUAUUAAUUGAUAGUAAUGAAACCAUUCUUGAUAGAUUUGGGGAUGACAAGUUGUCUAAAUUGAUGGAAUAUCUUUGGAUUAUUACUCGAUACGAAAGUGUAACGAUGGAUGGUAGAAGAUUUGCUACAAUUUUAACAUCAUCCUCAAGUGACCUUUUAUUAAUUUUGGGAUAUUUACUUUCACAAAAUCAGAAUGAAAUCCUUUUCAAGCAAUUUGAAACAUAUUUUAAAUUAACUAGUGAGUUAUUGCAUUGGUUUGAAAAUCAGAGAGAUUUAUACACAACCUCUCUCAAAUAUCUUCACAGUAGACUGAAAGAGAUUUCAUCUAUUGUGUCAAUAGUUAAUAAUUUAGAGAGAAGUUCCCGAGAGGAUGAUCAAAAUAGGGCAAAAGAUGGGCGAAACAUGUCCCUCAGAUCAUUUUCCUCUUUUUUAAUAAUUUAUGGAUUUUUAAUGGUGGAAAAUCGUGAACAUUUUGAGCAUUACAUCAAAUUUACAACAAAGAUUGAGGGUUCUAGUUCUAAGCAUGACUAUUUAUUUGAUUAUCUGAUGGCUAUAUUACUGGAGCUUGAAAAAACUGAAAAUGAGACAGAAAUACUCCACAAUUUAGUAUACCUAUCAGCAAUACUAGGUAAAAUGAAAAAGAAAGAACUAAAGAAAUAUUUGGGAAUGAAGGUAAAGGGAGAAAAGGAAACCAAAACACUCUAUGAAAUAAUUAUACAUAUUACUAAUAACAAACUGUUUAAAAUCAAUUCGGAAAAUAUUGCGAGAAUAACAAUUUAUUUAUAUAAGGAAAUGGUAAAUUAUACUGGAGAAACCAAUGACAGAGGAGCAUUUAUUGAUAUGGUAAUGGAAAUGCUUGAAAGUGAUGAUAUUGUUUCUAAGGCAGUCAUACUUUUUGUUUCAGAUAUUAUUAGUACUGAUAAGAGUCAAAUAUAUUCUAUUUUCAAACUAGUUGAAUCUGACAAUGAAAAGGCAAAGAAAAAUGGACUUGUAAUUCUUUCUGAAAUAUUCAACUCUACCGAUAUUGAUGAAGAGCUUUCUCAUACAGUCACUGAUUAUUUAAUCAAUAAGCUUUCAUCAGAUGAUUUAUCUAUUAGAUCGUGUACUGCAACAGUAUUUUCGAAAUUGGAUUUCAAAUAUAUUGCAAACAGAAUUAUUCCACUAUAUGUCUCAAAGAAUGAGAAAGAGAGAUCUGCAGCCCAUGAAAUUUUGACUAAACUAAUGGAGAGCAACACUGAAAAUCCAAAUAUUUUCAUGAAUGUUGUAAACUCUAUCAAAGAUUUACCAAUUUAUGAGGAUCCUAAUCCAGAUCAAACCAGAAAAAACAUUGCAGAACGAGUUAUGACAUUUAUUCCAAAGUACUUUGCCCAUCUUUCUCCAAAUUCUUCAAGACUUUUGGUAGAAGAAAUAAUCACCACAUUUUUUGAAUCUAACACCAAUUCUCUCUUAGUGUUUAUGAUGAAUAAGAUUUUGAGUUUUACACUCUCUGUGGAAGCACCUCAAAAGAUUCUUUCAAGUGAAGAUGAAUACAUACUGAACAAUAAGAAAGAUACCUUGUUGGGCGUUCUUGCAAAAGUGUUGGAAAGGAUAAACUGUCCAAAAAUAGAGGAAGAAACCAUCUUUGAUAUGCUAGCACCACUACUUGUACUAAAGACUUUACCCGUUUCAAUAUUCUACUACAUUCAUCCUAAUGCAGAGCAUGAUAAAAUAUUCACAGAAGUUUUGCUGAUAAUGAUUAGAAAUGUGAUAGAUUUGAGUAAACCAGAAGAGGUAAGAAGAGUCUCUGCUGAAGUAGCUUCAAAACUACCACCCAGAAUUACAAUUUCCUCAUUUGUUGCAAGGUUUUCCAACUAUUUACAAAAGAACUCAUUGACCAAGGCUAAGUCGGUUUUAUUUUGCAUUUGUCAAACUAUAGCUCUAUACGAGGAGGAUCCAUACUUGUAUUCUUUUCUUACUGGCGAAUCUCUCUUAAUUCAAUCCAUUAAGAAUGCCUGGAAUUUACAAUCCAACGAUCAAGAAUUAUCAAAGAUACAUCAAGGAUGUAUGGAUUGUAUGGUUAUGAUUAUCAAGUAUAUGCUGAACUACAGUCACUCUGAUGGUAACUUUAUUUCAGAUAAUAUUCUCAAACCAUUGUCAAAUAAUUCAGAAAGCAUGAUGGUUAGAGUAUCCAUUUCCAAUAUCAUAACAAAGUGCACCAAUGUAUUCCCUCUGAAACAUUUGCUUUCACUUUCUAGUAUGGUUAUACCAAUUUAUUCUAAAGUUUUACUUUUAAAGAGAGAACCAAAUGCUGAAACCUCCCUCUUCUACUGCUCAAGUCUUCAAGCAUUGAUGAAUUUGGUUUUCAAAAUCAAGACUGCUGUUCAUCCAUAUUCCAAAUCAUUGUUAGAAAUUAUUUCCAAGUGCUUGUCAGAGUCUGAUCCUAACAUUCGUCACUUCUCCCUAAAGCUCCUUAGUUCACUACUCUUUGCAAGAGAUGAUGUACUAGUGGAUCAUCAAACAAUCUUUGAAUUUGAAAUUUUAAAGAAGGUUAAGGGAAUGGCCUCUAUUGAAUCAAGUUUGGAAGUUCAAAAGCUUGCCAAUGAAUUGUGUAAAAUAAUGGGACUAUGA